UUAAAAAACUGUUAACAGAGAAUAAGUAACGUUUUAUGUUUCUAUUAUAUAUAAAUUUUAUAUCGUAUUUAUUCGAUUUACAAGUACAAUGUCUGCUGUUAAAAAUUUUCGUGUUAUUAUUAACUUGUGCCAGUGGUUUAACGAUCACAGACACAGAGCAAGAAUAUUCAUAAAUGAUAAUAUUAAGACAAUUGGUGAUCUUAAAAAACGUAUUGAAAAUAUAUUUCAAAUAAGAGAUUUUCACUUAAGUAGUCGAAAUGAAUAUCUACCGUCGUCAGAAGAUGUUAGAAUUCUGCAGAAUGAUGACGUUGUUUGGGUCGUGCAAAAUAAUGUACCAAAGACCACAACUGUGGUAGUGAGUAACUCGGAGAAUAUUAUUAAGAAUAAAAAAAGGUCGAUAUCCAUAAUAGAAGACUACACAGAACAAGACGCUCCACCUGCAAAGAAGAAGAAAAAGAAAAAGCACAACCAAGAGAAGAGUCCAGAUGUUAAGCAUCCAUAUUCACCCGAAGAAGAGCCUAAAAAGAAGAAGAAACAUAAACGUAAUGGAAAUUGUACCGAGCAAAAAGACGUAUUUGCACAGACUGAAGAUGUUACACAUAAAGUUAAGAAAAUGAAAAAAAUGGUAACUAGCACUUCAAAUAAUUAUACAACACCUAAUACAUUAGAGGAUUCCUGUACUGAAAAUGAAAGCAGUUCUGUAAAUAUAAACAAAUUAAUACCAGUUUUACAAUCACAUAUUAAUUCCCCCAAAAAAAAAAUUAGUAACAAGACAGAAUCUAUGUCAGUUUCCUUAGAAACUUCAUUAAGUGUUCCAACAACACGUAAUUUGCAGUCAGAAUUACACGAGGAUGGUAAAGAACCAUACAAAUGUAAAGGAGCUUUGUCAUCUUAUAAGAAAAAAGUAUCAGUUCCUACAAUAACAGACAAAUACUUACAAGAGAAGAAAGUAAAUAUUGUCAAGAUAGAAUACUUAUUGGGGGGGCCACCGCAUGUAAAGGAAGUGGAAUUAACUACGAAUAAUGGGGCAGCUGAACAUAAAAGUUAUUCUAGAUGUUGUUACAGUUCAGGAAAUAUUGAUAAUGGUAUUGAUCAAAAUUCAACAGUAUUGACACCUGAAGUGAGAAGUUCCUCAGAAAUAGAAGUAAGUGCUACAGACAAUAAUAUUUGUUCCCCAGCUAGCGAAAAUGAGAACGUUAAAUUUAUUCCAAACUAUGAUAAAAAUGAUAUCUCUUACACUAUUAUGUCUAACAGUCUGAUAUCUAGUGAGGGCGAAACAGAAAAGUGUAUUAACGAAAGUCAAGCAUUGCAAAUUAAAGAUAAAAGUUUAAACAAUUCUAUUGGUGAAAAAGAAGUUACAAUACCAGAUUCAGAAGUAAAAAAACCUUUACUUACCAAUUCCAUUGAGUCAUUAAGCUUCAAGCAAGCAUCUGGUAAAUCUUCCCAACAUACUCCAAUUAAUAAUAAGGAUUCUAAAUUACGAGAAGCAAUUAAUAGUACAUUUCAUAAGCCAAAAACCCAUACUUCAUUAUGUGACGUAUUAAAAAAAGAUACUUACAGAACUUCAGAAAUUAAGCAGGGCCCUAGCUUAAAUAAGUCAGUUAUACCAUUGAUUAAAAUAGACCUUUCUUCUGAAGAAAAAAAUAAAAAUCCUCGUGAAACAGUGCCAGAAUCAAUUAAUUAUCCUGAAUUACAUUCAUCUUUAGACAAAGAUGUCAGGAGCUCACUAAACAACAUUGAAUGUGAAGUAGAUACAAAAUAUUUAGAAAAAAUUGAUAGUGAUGUAUCAUUUUCUAAUAAGAGCGUUAACAAUCUUAUCGAAAAUAGUACUAAGGAACUGCAACAAAUUAAUGCUUCAGAUCUGAAUAAUUUCGUAAAUAAAACUGAUGUAUUUGAAGAAAAUAUCUGUACGGUAUCACAAACAGAAUCACCAAACAUUCAAAAUAUCUUGAAUGAAGUAGUUAACUUGAGCGAUAAUAGUAAACAGUCAGACAUAGAUUUAACUGAAGACGUUCUAAGGUCUUCUCCAGAUACCAGUAUAUUAAGUCGUGGAAGUAGUUCAACAUUUUCAAGAAGAAAACAACUUUCAGGAAUCGGUGAGCUUUUGGGAGAAUUAAGAAAUAGUGAAUCGUUAAUUACUGGUGAGAGCAUGGACAGUGAUCACAGUGAAUUUGUAACAAAACGAAAGAGGAAACGGAUUCGAAAAAGAAAGAAGAAAAACAAUGCCGUAAAUAACACUUCACUCAAUGACAGUUCUACUGUUGAAGAUUCCCAUAUUGUACCAAAACCUAUAAGAAGCAAGGCCUGCCCCACUUUACAUUUAAAAUUUGAAGAGGAAGACGGAGGACAUCUAAAGGUAGUAGAUCUAACCGGAAAAGAGAAUCAGAAUGCAGAAAACACCGAAACUGGUAUGGAGACUUUUACUACGGAAAAUAUCAGUUUAGAUAGCGACGCUUCUGGAAAUUUCAGUAUUGAAGAAGAAUAUAUUCUAAAGUCACCAUCUAUAAAAAAAAUACUACCCAAAGUAGGAGACAUCAUUGCAUUUAAGAUCCUGCGAAUAACGGAAAACUAUACGCCGGAGGUAUCUUCAUACAUAAUAGGAAAAGUUACAGAGUUUAACAAUGACAGCAAAGUUGUACUCUACGAAAUCCUUAAUGGAUUAGAGCAUUGUAAAGAUCCAGAAGGUAUACUCUCUCUCGAAGGAACUGAUGAAAUUGAGGAUAGUAACAAACGAGAAUUUGCCUGGGCAGACAUUAUAGACCCUAGACUGCUUUUUCCAUAAUAUAAGAAUAGUUUUCCUGUGCUAUAAUAAAUUUAGUGGCAUCGGAAAAGUGAUGUAUUUUAGCAUUUUAAGUUUCAUAAUUUAGUGAUAUAUUUUGUAGUAGACUUGUGUUCCAUUUUUUUAAAUGUUACUUCAAUAAAUUAUGCA
Messenger RNA from Anoplophora glabripennis (Asian longhorned beetle), 2929 nucleotides. RefSeq lists its product as uncharacterized. Lineage: Eukaryota; Metazoa; Arthropoda; Insecta; Coleoptera; Cerambycidae. The coding region runs from base 89 to 2782 and encodes 897 amino acids. Gene Ontology annotation, biological process: spliceosomal snRNP assembly. The record is from RefSeq and is a predicted model, not a curated record. Gene Ontology annotation, cellular component: Cajal body. The transcript has 5 exons. Gene Ontology annotation, molecular function: U2 snRNA binding; U1 snRNA binding.